AUGGGUCAGGCCUCCGUCCAAAAUAAUGUCUCCAUGUGGACAACGCUCUCCCAAUGCUACGACGAAAUCGCAAAGACCUUCGCCCUCCAAGAUCCAGAGUCCAUCAUCACCGACCCUUCCAGCAUCUCCGCGGUCGUGCACGCAACCUUCGACCACGACGCCCACGGCCUGGUCGAGCAAAACUCCUCCACGAUGCUGCACGGCAUCGACGACCUCACAAAGGCACACAUGCUCGCCCAAGCCAUCGCGGGCAUGGUCGCCUUCUUCCGCAAGCUUGCCGCUCACCACGAGCACAACCCCGUCGACCGGGCCUCUUUCGACCGGGACGUCCAGCGCUUUGCGGACUGCGAGCUGCGCUCCGCCAUGAUUCGCAAGAUCGAGGAGAGCCGCAUCUUUGGCCGUUGCUACACCAAAACCCAGAUUGCAGAUCUCAUCAUGGACGCCGUAGAGGGCAAGGUCAACGACGCCGAGUUCACGUCGGAGGAUGAGUACCAGAACGCCAUCGGCUGGGCGACGGAGCUGCCCUCGAGAAACAUGGGAUUGCCGUGGGGAUUCACCAUCAUGGCUUUGAACUGA
Molecule: messenger RNA, 576 nt
Organism: Colletotrichum karsti
Lineage: Eukaryota; Fungi; Ascomycota; Sordariomycetes; Glomerellales; Glomerellaceae
Exons: 1
Coding region: 1-576 (191 amino acids)
Source: RefSeq, a predicted model, not a curated record